Molecule: messenger RNA, 3456 nt
Organism: Aethina tumida (small hive beetle)
Lineage: Eukaryota; Metazoa; Arthropoda; Insecta; Coleoptera; Nitidulidae
Product: alpha-actinin, sarcomeric
Exons: 13
Coding region: 192-2882 (896 amino acids)
Biological process (GO): muscle cell development; actin cytoskeleton organization
Cellular component (GO): cell projection; plasma membrane; cell junction
Molecular function (GO): calcium ion binding; actin filament binding
Source: RefSeq, a predicted model, not a curated record
CGUCGAGAAACGGGCAGACAACAGUCGGGCACGGGCUAGUGGGGUUAAGUGCGCGUUGGGUCGUGUGCUUUUUGCACGACGAAGUUGAAACACAACCAAAUCGAACGAACACGCAAAACGACCGUCCAUCGCUACACGGUUUAAAAAAAAAAAAACAACAACGGUGUUGGGAUUGAUUAUCAAAUAGAAAGAUGAUGACCGACGGCUACAACAACGUCGACCAGUACCCGGACGGGUACAUGGAACAGGAGGAGGAAUGGGAGCGCGAGGGACUCCUCGAUCCCGCCUGGGAGAAACAACAGAAAAAGACAUUCACAGCAUGGUGUAACAGCCACUUGCGGAAGGCGGGCACCGCCAUCGAGAACAUCGAGGAGGAUUUCCGCAAUGGUCUGAAGCUGAUGCUGUUGCUGGAGGUGAUUUCCGGCGAAACCCUGCCCAAGCCCGACCGCGGCAAGAUGCGCUUCCACAAGAUCGCCAACGUGAACAAGGCGCUCGACUACAUCGCCAGCAAGGGCGUUAAACUCGUCUCCAUCGGUGCAGAAGAAAUCGUCGACGGCAACUUGAAGAUGACGCUCGGUAUGAUCUGGACGAUCAUCCUGCGUUUCGCCAUCCAGGACAUCUCGGUUGAAGAGAUGACGGCAAAGGAGGGUCUGUUGUUGUGGUGCCAGCGCAAGACCGCCCCAUACAAGAACGUCAACGUGCAAAACUUCCAUCUGUCGUUCAAGGACGGUCUGGCGUUCUGCGCCCUCAUCCACCGUCACAGGCCCGACCUCAUCGACUACAACAAACUGUCCAAGGACAAUCCGUACGAGAACUUGAACACCGCCUUCGACGUCGCCGAGAAAUACCUCGACAUUCCCAGAAUGUUGGACCCCGACGACUUACAGAACACAGCUAUGCCAGACGAAAGGGCAGUGAUGACAUAUGUGUCCUCCUACUACCACUGUUUCUCAGGUGCACAGAAGGCCGAAACUGCCGCCAACAGAAUCUGCAAGGUCCUGAAAGUCAACCAGGAAAACGAACGUCUUAUGGAGGAAUACGAACGUUUGGCCAGUGACCUGUUGGAAUGGAUCAGACGCACGAUGCCGUGGUUGUCGUCCCGCCAGUCGGACAACUCGCUGGCCGGCGUCCAGAAGAAACUGGAGGAAUACCGCACCUACCGUCGCAAGCACAAGCCCCCACGUGUCGAGCAAAAAGCCAAGCUCGAAACCAACUUCAACACCCUCCAAACCAAACUGCGAUUGUCCAAUCGUCCCGCCUACAUGCCCACCGAAGGCAAAAUGGUCUCUGACAUCGCCAACGCCUGGAAAGGUUUGGAAGGCGCAGAAAAGUCGUUCGAAGAGUGGCUCCUGUCCGAAAUGAUGCGCCUGGAACGUCUCGAACAUCUCGCCCAGAAGUUCAAGCACAAGGCCGACGCCCACGAGGAAUGGACUCGCGGCAAGGAGGAGAUGCUCCAGUCGCAGGACUUCAGACAGUGCCGUCUCAACGAGCUCAAGGCGCUUAAGAAGAAGCACGAGGCCUUCGAAUCGGAUCUGGCUGCCCAUCAGGACCGUGUCGAACAGAUCGCUGCCAUCGCACAAGAACUCAACACUUUGGACUAUCACGACAGCGUCAGCGUAAAUGCCCGUUGCCAGCGCAUCUGCGACCAAUGGGACCGUCUUGGCGCUCUCACCCAGCGCCGCCGUCAAGCGUUGGACGACGCCGAACGUAUCCUGGAGAAGAUCGAUAUUCUGCACUUGGAAUUCGCCAAGAGGGCUGCUCCGUUCAACAACUGGUUGGACGGCACCCGCGAAGACUUGGUUGACAUUUUCAUUGUGCACACUGUCGAAGAGAUCCAGGGACUCAUCGACGCUCAUGCGCACUUCAAAGCAACAUUGGGCGAAGCUGACAAAGAAUACCAAAGCAUUGUAGGACUUGUUAGGGAAGUAGAAUCUAUUGUCAAGCAACAUCAAGUACCUGGAGGAUUGGAGAAUCCUUACACAACAUUGACUGCUCAUGAUUUGACCCGGAAAUGGGGAGAAGUCAGAACUCUCGUGCCACAAAGAGAUGCCACUCUUCAAGCUGAACUUAGAAAACAACAGAACAACGAGAUGUUGAGACGUCAAUUCGCCGAAAAGGCCAAUGCAGUCGGUCCAUGGAUUGAACGUCAAUUGGAUGCGGUCACCGCCAUCGGAAUGGGACUUCACGGCACUUUAGAAGAUCAACUGCAUCGUCUCAAAGAGUACGAACAAGGAGUGUACGCCUACAAGCCGCACAUUGAGGAACUGGAAAAGAUUCACCAAGCUGUACAAGAAAGCAUGAUUUUCGAAAACAGAUAUACACAAUACACAAUGGAAACCCUGAGGGUUGGAUGGGAACAACUCUUGACCUCGAUCAACCGCAACAUCAAUGAGGUAGAGAACCAGAUCCUGACGCGCGAUUCCAAAGGCAUCACCCAAGAGCAAUUGAACGAGUUCCGCGCCAGCUUCAACCACUUCGAUAAGAACAGGACAGGCCGUCUGACACCAGAAGAGUUCAAAUCGUGCUUGGUGUCUUUGGGCUAUUCGAUCGGCAAAGACAGACAAGGCGAAAUCGAUUUCCAGAGGAUAUUAGCUGUAGUCGAUCCGAACAGUACGGGCUACGUACACUUUGAUGCCUUCCUCGACUUCAUGACCAGGGAAAGCACCGAUACCGAUACGGCCGAACAAGUCAUUGACAGUUUCCGCAUCUUGGCUUCCGACAAGCCUUACAUUCUUCCCGACGAACUAAGGAGAGAACUGCCUCCAGAUCAGGCCGAAUAUUGCAUCCAGCGCAUGCCGCCGUUCAAGGGACCAGGAGCGGUGCCGGGCGCCCUCGAUUACAUGUCGUUCUCGACGGCCCUGUACGGCGAAUCCGACCUUUAAGUUAAGCUCUCACCAGAUCGGUGAUAAUAUUAGCCAUAGGGUUACCGAGAAUCAUAUCUCAUUGCCUUACCCAUCCCCAACCCCCCUUUUAUCAUUAUAAAUAUACAUAUACAUUAAUAUAUAUUUAUUUUUGUUUUCCGACUGGCAUUCUCAACGGGGCGCGUUGAAAAUGGCAUGUCGCAGAGCUAGUACAUCCGUCAUGAUCGAAUCGAUACCGAGCAGUUAUUUUAUUUUAGAUAUUAUAUUUAUUUAUUAUGUAACUAUCGCUUGGUACGUUGAGUUUAUUUCGUUGGCGGUCACCGUCACUUGAAUAUCUUAAGUAUUUUUUUGCAAGCGCGAUAUAUUUAUUUAUGUAAGCUUCAUGUGUACAGAAGUAAAUGCUCUUUAUUGCCAGUAAGUAAGCUCAAAGUUUUUAAUUAAGUUCAAACAACAAUUGUGAUGAAGAGCCUUUAUUGUUAUUUUUUUUUUCGGUUGAAUUUUAUUAUUUUAAAAAUGUAAAAAAGAAAAAAGUUUAUUUGUCUCCAAAGUAUACUAACUUAAAGUUAAAAAUAAAGAUUUAUUUAAUUUAAAUGAA